CGCGUUGCGCGUCAGUUGCAGUGUCGAUUAGAGUUAUUGACAGAUCGUGUUAUUAUUGGCUUUCAGCCCUUGUGUCAACUUACCCGCAAGCCGCAGACGCCGCAGUCAAAAAGCAUCACUCUGUCACGCAGGCCCAUCCCUCGACCGCCCGCUGAUGAAUCGACCCAGGAUCCCAUUUGCAGGACUGUCUCCUGGCUUGUAACGCUGUUCAAGUUGCUCGUCAUUUGCAUUGGCGGCCCCAGCCUCGUUCGCUCGUUGCUUCUAUCAUCUUCACUGAAAAGCCAUGGACCUCUACGGUCAAAACAACGAUUACCCCGCCGAUUCGGCGUACAACCCCCAUAUUGUCAACGAUCAUGAACAACAGCACCACCAACAACAACGAGAGGACCAAGACGCCGCACUGGUUCAGAAUGGCCAUCAAUCUCAAGCUCCUUCCGCCGCCACUCCUCCCAUAGACAACGACUCGGCCCAGAGAUACAAUUCACCGAAUCUAUACCAACAACAACAAUCCAAUUCAAGACCAGGCUCUGGAAUGGGCGGACAACAACAACAAACACAGAACAACCAAGAAAACAGACAAUCACAACCGGCAAACAAGAGCAGUGUCGUCAUCAAGGUCGGCAUGGUUGGUGAUGCCCAAAUAGGCAAGACCAGCUUGAUGGUUAAAUAUGUCGAGGGCAGCUGGGACGAAGAUUACAUUCAAACGUUAGGUGUCAAUUUCAUGGAAAAGACGAUUUCGAUACGCAAUACCGAAAUCACCUUUUCGAUCUGGGAUUUGGGCGGUCAACGCGAAUUCGUCAACAUGCUCCCCUUAGUGUGCAACGACGCCGUCGCCAUCCUAUUCAUGUUCGACCUUACUCGCAAGUCUACCCUAAACAGCAUCAAGGAGUGGUACAGGCAAGGCAGAGGGUUCAACAAGACAGCCAUCCCUUUCUUGAUCGGGACCAAAUACGAUCAUUUCGUGAAUUUUCCACGCGAGGACCAAGAGGAGAUAAGCAAUCAGGCCCGACGAUUUGCAAAAGCAAUGCGUGCCAGCCUCAUCUUCAGCAGUACCAGCCACAGCAUCAACGUCCAGAAAAUAUUCAAAAUUGUUCUCUCCAAAGCCUUUGAUCUGAAGUGCACCAUCCCCGAAAUCGAGAAUGUUGGCGAACCCCUGCUCUUGUAUCAGUCCGUCUAAAACGACCGGUCUGUCGACUACAAGCAAGCCUGCUCAACCACUAAGAAGGUCUUGUCAAUGUCAUGGGAUUUCUUAUCCCAAGUCUGUCUCUUGCCUUUGGAAACAUGUUGUCACUUUUGGUACAUUUGACAUGUCCGACUGCUAUCAAUCCAUCCCAACCAGAAGAGAUACCUACCAACAAACCAAGUUUCGCUCAACGAGACCACCAAAAAGGGGGAGAGUUUCCAAAUUACCACGAAUGACCCUGCGGCCCGCACAUAAAUUUCGGGGGAACCUCCCAAUCAGCCACCUAUUUAUUCUACGAGAUUGUCGACCCGAGGACAUAUAUCCAUCCAUGUCAGCGCUGUGUACGAUGCCAGCCCGUGACAACGAACGAUGUCAGACACUUGUACCCACCAUCCUUUUCCACUUGUCUGUGAAUAACACACUUUGGCACUCUUUCCCGGAGAAAUAUCACGGCGUCCGCAGGGCAUCACUGAGCCUCGAUUCAUCAAGGGGUGGUGGGCGGCGGUCAGAGGAAAAAAGGGGCAAGAGAGUAGGAUUGGAGGGGCUGGAUGUAUGGAUGAAAUGAAGAGAAAGGGGUCCAUUUCAUCCUUUGCAUGAGGGUCAAGGAUCGGCAGCACGGCAUCGGUCAAUCGACCAAGACGGUGUUUUGCAUUCGCAGGAAUAUGGAUACUCCUUCGCUCGCUCGGCCUGUAUUCCAAAUGGGAAAAUUGAGGGAUAAAGAGUUGUGCUGAAGUGCCAUACGAGGCUUUCUUUUUGUUCGUAUUCUAGCCCCAUAAAUCUCAGCCGGCAUGGGGUGUCUUCACAGCCUUGCAAGAUGCGUGCUGAGACACAACGCUGAGCUUAGCUCUGUAUUCUACUAGUAAUACUUUUACUACUGUCACAUGUGCUUACUUUUCAUAUUUCA
Molecule: messenger RNA, 2087 nt
Organism: Exophiala dermatitidis NIH/UT8656
Lineage: Eukaryota; Fungi; Ascomycota; Eurotiomycetes; Chaetothyriales; Herpotrichiellaceae
Product: rab family, other
Exons: 3
Coding region: 284-1177 (297 amino acids)
Biological process (GO): regulation of exit from mitosis
Cellular component (GO): spindle pole body
Molecular function (GO): GTP binding; GTPase activity
Source: RefSeq, a predicted model, not a curated record